Phyllopteryx taeniolatus (common seadragon) is the source of this 911-nucleotide messenger RNA. RefSeq lists its product as uncharacterized. NCBI's taxonomy places the organism in Eukaryota, Metazoa, Chordata, Actinopteri, Syngnathiformes, Syngnathidae. The annotation marks the transcript as partial. Gene Ontology annotation, molecular function: catalytic activity. The record is from RefSeq and is a predicted model, not a curated record. The transcript is spliced from 2 exons.
ACUUUGAAUGUUGGGACUAUGACAGGAAAAUCUCGGGAGUUGGUUGACAUGAUGAUUAGGAAAAAGGUUGAUAUAUUGUGUGUCCAGGAGACCAGGUGGAAAGGCAGUAAGGCUAGAAGUUUAGGGGCAGGGUUUAAAUUAUUUUACCAUGGUCUAGAUGGGAAGAGAAAUGGAGUCGGGGUUUUUUUAAAAGAAGAGUUGGCUAAGAAUGUCUCGGAGGUGAAAAGAGUAUCAGAUCGAGUGAUGAGGCUGAAAUUUGAAAUUGAGGGUGUUAUGUGUAAUGUGAUUAGUGGCUAUGCCCCACAGGUAGGAUGUGACCUAGAGGUGAAAGAGAAAUUCUGGAAGGAGCUAGAUGAUGUAGAAGUGAAGAAACGGGUCCAAGCAGGUUGGAACGGGUGGAGGAAGGUGUCAGGUGCGUUAUGUGACAGAAGAGUCUCUGCUAGGAUGAAGGGCAAAGUUUAUAAAACAGUGGUGAGGCCAGCCAUGAUGUAUGGAUUAGAGACAGUGGCACUGAAGAGAAAACAGGAAGCAGAGCUGGAGGUGGCGGAAAUGAAGAUGUUGAGGUUCGCUCUCGGAGUGACCAGGUUGGAUAAAAUUAGAAAUGAGCUCAUCAGAGGGACAGCCAAGGUUCGAUGUUUUGGAGACAAAGUUAGAGAGAGCAGACUUCAAUGGUUUGGACACGUCCAGAGGAGAGAGAGUGAGUAUAUUGGUAGAAGGAUGAUGAGGAUGGAGCUGCCAGGCAAGAGAGCUAGAGGAAGACCAAAGAGAAGGUUGAUGGAUGUCGUGAGGGAAGACAUGAUGGCAGUUGGUGUUCGAGAGGAGGAUGCAGGAGAUAGGCUCUCAUGGAAAAGGAUGACGCGCUGUGGCGACCCCUAACGGGACAAGCCGAAAGGAAAAGAAGAAGAAGAAGU